GAAGUGGUCCAAGAUCGGCCUGGCACUAGGCUGGCAGCGAGUGCAGUGGUGAAGACUUUUUCAUUCCAGUUUCAGAGAAUGUAAAGAGGAAGUAGAGCUCUUUACAGACAGCGUAGCUUUGAAGCAAUGAUGUGGCAGUCAUACACGUAGCUUUUUUCAACUUACCAAUGACGUGCCUGGCUUAGGUAGAAUAUUUGAGUACAGCUUGCUCUUGUCGUCUUGAGUAUUCCAGAUAUUAUGUCAACCAGGGAAAGACAUUGUAAAUAGGUCUACGAGUUGCUAUAUCUAUCAACUAUCAAGUACUAGUAUGUUCGAUCCGAAUGGCUUUGACUUCAGCUUCUGUGGCAGGAUGGACAGGGAAGCUGUCAUUGCAAUGCACAAGCGCGAAAAAGAUAGCAUAAAUGUUCAAUUUGCUUCGCGAGCUGGAGAAGAGAGAAGCUUGCUGACCACUCGAGUCGGAGUUGAGCAUCUAAAAGCGCCAGCCAAGUGCGAUUUGAGCAAGCUCAAGUCCUCGCACAAGAGGAUUUUCAUCGAUAGAUCUGAGCAAAGAACGCACUUUGGCUCAUACAUGGUACUGCGCACCAUUGUCGAUCCCUUCAAGAUCUUCGCCUUACAUACAGUAGUGGAAGAUGAGCUAGGUGGCGUGCUACGACUGUGCCUGUACAAUUUCGUUACGCCGCUGUUCGUGCAUGAAGACAUAUCCUGGGCGGUGCCGUUUGGUCAGAAGAUCGUCCUUCUGGAGCCGUGUGUAAAGUUCAGUGUUGGCGGCAUGACAGUGCUACGUUGUGAUAACCCUAGCCAUGUGGUGCUGUUGGAUGAUGCCGACCCUUUCCUGGCUGAUGUCAAUUGGCCAAGUAGGCCUGUGCCAAGGUACUACAAGUCGGGGGCGAUGGGCCAUGCAUCGUCGUUCAAGAACCGCGGGAAUGACCUGUUUCGCAAGGGCGCGUUCUGCGAGGCAGCGGCAAGCUAUUCCAAGGCUCUGGAAAGUCUGAGCGAUGAAAGCAGUGUGGAUGCUGGCGAACUGAAGACUACGGUGCUUAGCAACCGCAGUGAGACACUGCUCAAACUGGGACAUCACCGCUUUGCUCUACGAGAUGCCAACGCUGCGCUGACUCUGAACUCUCUGCAUGGCAAAUCCGUGCUGCGGAAAAUCCGGUCGCUCAUCGGAAUGCACUUGUUUGUGGAUGCGAGGGACGCCGUGCAUUCCGGCCUGAAGGUGUUCAAGGAGGGAGAUCUCUUGGCAGAGCUAUCCGCCUACAAGAAACAGCUAGACUUGAAACUGACCAGGCCGUCCAAGAUGGACGAGGAGGAUAUCAAUGUGUUGCUGGACUCAUGCGAUUGGCAGAAAAACCCAGAGAGUCGCCUCUUGUGGCCCGAGUACACUCGCAAGCUCAGGGUGAAGCGUUCAACAUUUGCCCAUGGCCGUGGCACGUUUGCUGCGGAGAGAAUCCAGCAGGGCGAGAUUGUGCUGCUGGAGAAGGCACUUACUGUGGUGUUUCCCAACGAAGUGAAGAAGGUUGUGGAACAGCCAGUAUCUUAUAGCGGAAUCCUGACCAGUUCCUUUCUCAAUGCAGCAGCUGAGAACAAGACGCUCAUAGAUGCAGAGAAGAUGGAGCUCAUUUAUCGUAUCUGUGUGCUUUCUUGCCACAUUCCUUCCAUCAAUAAGUCGCUGAGUGAGCUGGCCGGUUUGCCGGGUGGUCAACUGCAGGACUGGUACACACCGGACACGAUGCGUACGGAUCCCGUGCCGCUGCCGAUCUGUGUUGACAGCGUGGAAACGGUGUGCUCUCGCAAUGCACUGCGGCCAGACAACCUGCACACCAUCCGCAAGAGCCUAGCAAGUCCCGAGCCCGUCAAGCCUAGCAAGGAGCCGGACCCCAAAAAGUGGUCUCCCUUGGGAGCAAAGAGCAUUGGACUAUGGCGCAAAGCCGGUCUGAUCAACCACCGAUGCUCUCCUAAUUGCUCCCAAAUUCUCAUAGGUGACAUGCUGAUCCUUGUGGCGCUGCAAGACAUCAAAGCCAAUGACGAGCUCAGUAUCAACUAUGCGCCGAUUUGCGAUUCGUAUAGCCAGCGGCAGCUGACCAUUGAGAGGUUUGGUUUCAAGUGCGUGUGCAGGCGAUGUCGUCGGGAAGAAGCGCAUAGAGUCAAGUACGACCGGUCGGUGGACAAGUACUUUGUCCUGGAUAAGUCCUUGUCGACGCGUGAUUCCGACCUCGCCACCCUGUACACGUCUUGUCUGGCACUGCAGAAGUCCGUCAUCUCCAUCACGCAGGGCCGAAAGGAGUCCCUGCUCCUGGCCAGCGUCAAUGACCUGCUGCUGCGUAUCAGUACUCAGCGACGGCGACUGCAGGACACCACCAAGGCGGCCAUGUCGCAGCUACAGCCGCUGCUCUGCUUUGAGCACGACAUGCACCUGCUGCCUGUCUACCAGGCCGUGCCGUAUCUGCUGCGGGCGUGCGGUGCGCUGCUGAGCGCGGCCCGUCAGUCGUCGCUCACCGACAACGCCAAGGCAGACUUGCGACGCUCGGCGCGUGACUACGCCCAGCGGGGCAUACAGCUCGCCAGGCUCAUGCUCGGCCAUAGCAGCGAACUGGUCAAGUUUGUGUACGGAGAGGAGCUAUUCGCUAAGCUGAUGGCCGCUGGCUUUGCUGAGCGGCCAGUUACUGUCAGUGAAGUGGAUUGAACAGCAGUGGGGGAUAGUUGGGUUUCAAGGCUGGUGGCAAGUGCCUCCUGCUCUGUUUCUUCAUCAAGCCAAUCAGCAAGAUUUGCUGAUUUCUAUGAACUCCUUGAGGUGACAUUGGACGGCGGACUGUGUAACUACCGCUUACAUUCCACUUUUAGUUUCCUCUCUGUUGCUGGUAAGUCAAGGUGUUCCUGUGUAGUUUGCUCUGCUAAAUGCUUGAGUGAUUGUGUGUUUAUGUGUGUGUGUGUGUGUGUGUGUGUGUGCACGUGUGCCUGUAUGUGUGUGUGUGCUCUAUGUGUAACACUAACAGGGAGUAUUUUAGAGCACUUUUUAGAGACAUAGCUAGCGAAGAGAGGCAGGCCUCUCCUUUUUCUUUCUCUCAAGUUGAUUUUGAAAUAUUGAGUUGAAGUUUUGGUUUCAGGGCAAAUUAUUUUUCGUAUUUAUAAUAAAAGAAAUACUUUUACAAACUCCUUGCGUUGAUGACACUAUUCAAACUUUUCAGUGUGUGUGUGUGUGUGUGUGUGUGUGUGUGUCAGCUAGUUCGGUUGGUGGGUACACUUAUGCCUGACUGUGUUGGAUCUGUUGCCAACGGGCUCGGCUGCUUGAAGGUGUAUUGUUGCACCUGCCGCCUUUGUUGGUUCCAGGGUUCAUAUACUUUCUAUUUGAAGUAUGCAUACCUGUU
Sycon ciliatum is the source of this 3365-nucleotide messenger RNA. RefSeq lists its product as uncharacterized. The record is from RefSeq and is a predicted model, not a curated record. Bases 308 to 2683 code for a protein of 791 amino acids. The transcript has a single exon. Gene Ontology annotation, molecular function: protein binding. Lineage: Eukaryota; Metazoa; Porifera; Calcarea; Leucosolenida; Sycettidae.